AUGAAGAGAUUUCUCAAAGAGUUUUUUGCUGGCUCUCGGAGUGGUGAUGAUCAAUCUCAUGAAGCACCUCCCAUUGAAGAGUGGAAGAAGGAAGAUUUUGUCAAAUGGCUCAAAGAGAAGGAUUUUAAUGAUUUCAUCGUUGACUCCGUAAGAGAGAGUUCUUAUUUUGAUGAAGUGCUUGAUUUUACAAAACUCACUCUUCAUGAUUUGGUGGUGGUACUGCCCAACGAUUCUGCAGUGGAUGUUCUCAAUGCAUUGUCCGGUGAUUAUCCCUUGAUUUAUGAGUCUGUGAAAAUCAGUAAUAAUAAUAACUUUGAUAAUUAUUUACAAAGUUCUGAUUCGGUUCAUGUCGUUCGCAUGGAUAAUAUGACUCAAGCGCUUCAGAAUUUACCGAAAAGUAAUGCCAAUAGUAAUGGAAAAUAUCAGCAACGCACAAUCUCGAGCGAUUUAGAUUUCAACAAUAAGAAUCUCUCUCAAAGUACAAAUUACGAUGAUUCCAAUAACAAAUCUUCUCCUCGCAACUCCGAUGAAGAGGAUGUAUCAUCUCCGACCUCAUCCCGAACCACCUCUGUGUCAGCCAAACAUGUGGAAGUGAAUGCUUCAUUGAUUGAAAGCUUUUUACAGAGAAAGAGAAAAAUAUUUACUGAAAAGACAAUUCCCUUUUCGAAAUUUGACAAGGACUCGUGUCUUGCCAAAGAUAUUGAAUUUCCAGCAUGUCACAGUGAAGGCUUUUCAUUAACACUUCCCAAAUUUACCAAACUCUCUGCUCAAGAAAGCCAUUAUGUCGAGAAUAUUUUGGAGAAAUUGAAAGCCAUUGAACUGAGCUGUUCCAAUGAGAAUGAAAAAAUUGAAGAAAUUGCCCAAAAUUUGGCAAUACCUGAAAGAUUUAAAUAUAUUUAUUUAAACCCAGAAAAUAUUGAUAUCCAUGCAUUGGACAGCACAAAUGAAAAGCCAUACAUUACCAUUCAAUUGUUAUUGAACUAUAGAAGCGAUCUCAAGGACGAAGAAUACCCAGUAGGAGCCUUCUACUUUUCUGUCGCCAUUGGAUUGUUUUGCAUUGAAUGGAACGAUCAAAGUGUGGCUUGUGUUCGAAGAAAGGAUAUUACCAACUCGGAAUUUAUUGAAAUUGAAACCAUUUAUACGCUCUAUGAAAUUGAUGCUUUACUAACAACUGUGUCAAAGGUUUGCACAGAGUGGAAUUCUACAAGAAAAUUCGACAUCAAAAAGUGUAACCAACAACACUUUGUCGUUGACAUGCUUCAUCGGUUGAAUAUCAUGUCCGUCAUUAAUCAUAAUCGAUUCUAUGAAGCGACAGAAACAAAGAAAAAGAAGAGAACAAAGAUCAAGCAAGCAUUUGCUCCCUACCUUAAUUAUGGACACUUUGGCACGUGGAUUUCAAUUUCUGCAUCGUUAUGGUACAAAUUAUUGUCGAAAAGUUCAUCUGCGGAGUCUGAAAGCAACAUUAGUGAAGACUUAAAACAAGCAUUGUUCAAUGCCAUUUUCGAAGAGGAAAUUUUAACUCCAUCUACUGAAAUUGAUUUGACAAGCAUUCAGAACAACAUUUCUAACGAUGACAAACUUGUCAUUCUACACUUCCCUUCUUCAUCUUGCAUUAAAGAAUUUGGCUCAUUGACCACAAGUUUUGGAAUGAAAACUGAAACAGAACCAAAUUUCACAUUGUCUCUGUUGAGAGUUUUUUACAAAUCCAUGAAAUCUUCAACAACAGAUGAUGAAUUUCCUUCUAGCAACAGCACAACUGCACUCGUUUCUACCAAACCAUCUUGCUGUUUGACCGGAUACACACUUUCUCCACCCAGAAGAUGA
This is a messenger RNA of Naegleria fowleri, 1824 nucleotides long. RefSeq lists its product as uncharacterized. NCBI's taxonomy places the organism in Eukaryota, Heterolobosea, Eutetramitea, Acrasida, Naegleriidae. Bases 1 to 1824 code for a protein of 607 amino acids. The record is from RefSeq and is a predicted model, not a curated record. The transcript is spliced from 3 exons.